CUUGUGGGGUCUCUCCUCUUGCCUUCCCUGAGAUUGUAUCCUGUCCGUUGUGUGAAGCUUCAUUUCACAUUGAGACCUUGUUAAUUCAAACAUUGUUGCUUUGUCAUUUAGAUCCAGAUGAAGUAAUUUAUGACGACGUGCCCAGAGAGAACUCUGACUCCACUACAGAGCCAGACGAGAUGAUCUAUGAUGAUGUGGAGUUUGGGGAGGAGGGCUGUGGCAGCUCCCUGGACAACGGCUGGAGCUCCAGCGAGUUUGAGAGCUAUGAUGAGCAGAGUGACGGGGAGGGCCGCGGGGAGAAUGGCCUGCCUGACGCCUUCAUGAGAGGGAAGCCCCCACAAAGGAAGACCCAUCUUUCUCAAGAUCUGACACGCUUGAAAGAACACUAUGAGAAAAAGAUGAAAGAUCUUAUGGCAAAUACAGUGGGAACGGUAGAGCUGCAGCAGAUUAAACAGAAACACGAGCAGAAGAUGCAAAAGCUGGUGAAGGCAGCGAGAGACGGGACCAAAGACGGCCUGGAGAAGACCAAAGCAGCAGUGAGAAGGGGACGGUCGUAUAUCAAGACCCACUGUCACGAGAGGAAGUCAACCUGUUUUGAGGAUGAGGAGUCGGAGCUAUUCAUCGAAGUGGAAUGCUUCAACAUGGAGCCAGUGCUCAGUCCCGUCCCUGAGGGGCUCUCACAACAACAGGUGGUGAGGAGGUGUAUACUGGGCUCCAUAUUAGAGAGUGAGAAGAACUAUCUUGAUGCACUGAAGCGGAUUUUAGAGCAAUAUGAAAAGCCCCUUUUGGAGAUUGAGCCCAGGUUGCUAAGCGAUAGGAAGCUGAAGGUGACAUUCUAUCGUAUCCGGGAGAUUCUCCAGUGCCACGCCCUGUUCCAGAUCGCCUUGGCGUGCCGCGUGGCCGAGUGGGACAGUCUGGAGAUGAUCGGGGACGUCUUUGUAGCCUCGUUCUCCAAGUCCAUGGUGCUGGAUGCCUACUGUGAGUAUGUGAACAACUUCAGCACAGCCAUGGCGGUGGUCAGGAAGACGUGUGCCUCCAAACCCAGCUUCCUAGACUUCCUCAAGCAACGUCAGGACACCAGCAGUGACCGGGUCACUCUCUAUGGACUCAUGAUGAAGCCCAUCCAGAGAUUCCCUCAGUUCAUUCUGCUGCUGCAGGACAUGUUGAAGAACACACCAGCAGGCCACAGUGACAGACUGCCCCUACAGAUGGCCCUGACAGAACUGGAGACCCUGGCUGAAAAGCUCAAUGAGAAGAAGAGGGAGGCUGACCAGCGCUGUGAGAUCAGACACAUAGCCAAGGCCAUGAACGAACGCUACCUCAACAAGCUCCUGAGUAACGGCAGCCGCUACCUGAUUCGCUCUGACGACAUAGUGGAGACGGUCUACAACGACCACGGAGAGGUCAUCAAGACCAAGGAGCGACGCCUUUUCCUGCUCAACGACGUGCUCAUGUGUGCCACGCCCAACGUCCGGUGCAGUGUUGAUGGCAGUGGAAGUGGCAACGCCGCCCUGGGUCAGAAGUUCCUGCUGAAGUGGAGUGUCCCUCUGAGCUUUGUGGACGUAGUAGAGUUUGGCUCCAGUGAAGACAUGGGCGACAACAGCCGCUUCACCAACCAACCCCACUCUGGAGAGAAGGUGAUCAUCAAUGCCAAACCAAAUAAGCUGUACAUGGGUCCAGGCCAGCUGUACCAGGACCUGCAGAACCUCAUCCACGACCUCAGCCUGGUCAACCAGAUCUCCAGCAUGAUCGGAAGCCUCAAGGGAAACUACCAGAACGUUAACCCUACGGUGGCCCAUGACUGGGUGUCAGGUCUGCAGCGUCUCAUCCUGAAGAAGGAGGAAGAGAUCCGGGCUGCAGACCGCUGUAGGAUCCAGCUGCAGCUGCCUGGCAAACCGGACAAGUCUGGCAGGCCCACAUACUUCAGUGCAGUGUUCAAUACGUUCUCUCCGGCCAUCAAACAGUCAUGGAUCAGUAACCUGCAGAUGGCCAAGCUGGCUCUGGAGGAGGACAACCUGCAGGGCUGGUUCUUUGCAGAGGAUGAUGGUAACCAGAUCAAGAAGCAGAAACAUCCUCUCCUGCUYAGGCAGAUGCCUGUGGUCAUGUCCAAACUACAGGAGUUCAAGGUGGAGUGUGCGGUCCAUAACCCCGAGCCCCACAUCAACAUAGAGAGCACAGCAGACACCCCUGCUCUGGGACACGGCUGUGUGUGGGUGGCGAGCUGCACCAACCAGAUGGGUCAGAUAGCCAUCAUAGCCAUGCAAAACUCCAGCCCCAAAGUGACAGAGUGCUUCAAUGUUGAGUCACGGAUCCUGUGUAUGGCGUACGUACCCAUGGAGCAGAGGACCCAGGAGAACGGGGAGGGGAACCCCGAAAAUAAUCACUCCUCAGCAGGGAAGACCAGUGAUGCCCCCACGGUCUGUCUGGGCAUGGAGGAGGGCAGCAUCAUAGUCUAUAAGAGCAGCCAGCGAUCCAAGAAGGUCCGUCUACAACACUUCUUCACCCCAGACAAGUCUACCGUGACCAGCCUGGUACACAAGAAGCAGUGUUUAUACACUGGCCUAGUGAACGGCUCAGUCACCAUCUACUCCAGAGCACAAGAUGGCUCGUGGAAUCCAGACUCUCCUAAGGUGCUGAAGCUGGGGGUUCUGCCAGUGAAGGCCAUGCUAGCUGUGGAGGAACAUGUCUGGGCUUCCUCUGGAGGACAAGUCUUCAUCAUCAGCACUACCACACACACUGUGGAGAGGCAGCUGGAGGCCCACCAGGAGGAGGGCAUGGUGGUAUCCCACAUGGUGGUGGCUGGGGUGGGUAUCUGGAUAGCCUUCAGCUCUGGGUCCACCCUCAGACUGUUCCACACGGAGACGCUGGAGGAUCUACAGGACAUCAACAUCGCUACACCUGUACACAACAUACUGGCUGGGAACCAGAGGGUCUCAGUCAGCAGUCUGCUGGUGUGCCAUGGUCUGCUGCUGGUGGGGACCAACCUGGGGGUGACAGUGGCCCUCUCUGUCCCCAGACUACAGGGAAUCCCCAAGGUCACAGGACGGGGCAUGGUAUCCUUCCACGCCCACCACGGCCCAGUAAAGUUCCUCACCAUGGCAGCCGCGGUGUGCAACCGGCCCUCCGGCAACCCAGGCAGCAGCCUACCUAGCCAGCCAGGAGACACCAAGGACGGAGAGAAGGCCCAGGCCUCCCCACUUCCAAUCCCAGGCUCCACACCCGCUCUAGCUCCCACCCAGGGCCGGGGAGUGUGGCUGGGGGAGGCAGGCUGCACCUCCAUGGCCAUCCAGGACUCCCUGUCUUCCUCCUGUGGCUCCCUGGCUCUGUCCCAGGGGUCUCUGGAGCACGGGCCCGAGGACGGGGCCAUCUAUGACCUGGUCAAUGAUCCGGCCCACCACCAGAGGGGCAGGAGGGUCCAGAAGGUGGACGUCAGCUCUCUGCUGGUGGUGUCAGGGGGGCUGGGUCACCACAGGGUCAACAGGAAGACCAAACAGUCCCGUCAGGAGGAGACGGUGUCCAACAUCAUGGUGUGGCAGAUCCCUCUACUCAACAUGUGAUAGAGACCAGAGAGUAGAGACUAACUAGUACAGCGUAACAAGACUGAGGAUGCUGCAGUUCCAACUCGACUCAGUGACACUCGACUCCAAAGGAUAUCCAUUAAUUCCCAUGGUUGUCUGGACUUUGGGAUCAAUCAACUCAACUAUGUGUCUUAUAAUGAGAAAUACUCCAGAGGGCAUCCCAUGAAUAAUAUCAAGAGUUUCUGAUAUCUCYUACCCAGUGACCCUUCUGUUCAUGUGAGACAUUCCUAUUGGGUAAUGGGUACAAAUGGAUCAAUACACUCUAACCACUUAAUAAUGGCACCUGACUUGAAUCCAAUGAAGAGAACCUGAAUAUGUAGAAAAACCACUGAAAUGUCCCUAAUGUCAUUCAUAUUAUGUCAUUUUGAAAGAGGACUGAUGAAAUGUUACUUGUUAUAACAUGGCUAAUAUUUUGUGUGACUGAGACGUGCCUGAUCACCAGAGUGUUGAUGGCACAAUAAUUGUAUCCGGGCUACUCACGUAGACAGACAUCAGACAUUCCCAUUUUCCUAUGUAGACAGAGUUUGAGGAAAGCCAGGCAAGGUGACUUUUCAUCUCUGUUGCUUUGAACAAUGUCUACUCCGACACUUCCACCGUUAGGAACAGGCAAUCUUUGGGGCCAAAGCCUUCUCAUGAUCAUCUCCAUUGGCCAGUCUAUGUUCUAUGAAUUGGGUCUGUUAAUAGAUAUGUUUACUUGUUUGUUAUUGGGUCAGGGAGAGAUCCUUUGUCUGCAAUGGUGCMCAUAUUUCAUUGGUACACUGAAGCUUAAGGUGUCCUUAUGUUGUCAUCAGGUGGCUAUGGAGGGUGAGUGGUUGCUGAUAUGAGGUAUGAUGGGACUUCCUGGCUGGCCAGGUUUCCAGUAGAUCCUAAAUGGAGGGAGAGUCUCUAACUGUUACCAGAUGAAAAGAAGAUGUUGUUACUUGCCCAAAUACAUUUUUUGUCGCUAAAGGAUAUUUAAAAAAUGUAUCUAAAGCUUUAUACUUUUGUCCCAUUUUGUAUGUACUUCUGUUGUGUAUAUUAACACUAUACAUGUUUUAUUCAGCA
This is a messenger RNA of Salvelinus sp. IW2-2015, 4622 nucleotides long. NCBI's taxonomy places the organism in Eukaryota, Metazoa, Chordata, Actinopteri, Salmoniformes, Salmonidae. The record is from RefSeq and is a predicted model, not a curated record.